AUGUCCGCCAAGGCUGUUGACCAAAACCGCCCUUCCACGGCCCAAAUCAUAUCUCCCGGUCAAUCCACGCCUUCAUAUCCAGACGGCGGGUACUUCACUGUGAAAUCCGCGCCUGUAACUAUCAACGCGACCAAAGAUCAAAUACUCAUCGUCCUUCUCCGUCUCAGCGCUUAUCACACAUGGAACAGCUUUAUCCCGUCAGUUACCGACAUUGUUCAUCCUUCGGAGACAACACCGGGAUCAAAUGAGUCGCCACGGGAUCCCGAUUUGGGGAUCGUGGGGUCUUCGUUUACAUUCCAUGUGCGCCUUUUCUCGUCGCUGCCGUUCAUAAAAUUCCCCGCUAAGGAAACGAUAACUACGAUAUCCAAGACCGAAAAUGUAUACAUGGUCUCCUGGCGUACUACGCAGAGUGGUGCCGAACGAGUACAUGUUAUCACCGAGGGGGCGGACGGUUAUGGAACAUGUCGAUAUGAGACUUGGGACACUUUCCAAAAGAAUUUUGGGUCAGUGGUCACACGAUGGGUCUUUGGGCCGGCGCUAAAGGGUGGAUUCAAUGAAUGGUCGGCUGAUUUAAAAAAGGCCGUUGAAGGACAUAAUUGGUAG
Molecule: messenger RNA, 603 nt
Organism: Orbilia oligospora ATCC 24927
Lineage: Eukaryota; Fungi; Ascomycota; Orbiliomycetes; Orbiliales; Orbiliaceae
Exons: 1
Coding region: 1-603 (200 amino acids)
Source: RefSeq, a predicted model, not a curated record